Cladocopium goreaui is the source of this 1211-nucleotide messenger RNA. NCBI's taxonomy places the organism in Eukaryota, Dinophyceae, Suessiales, Symbiodiniaceae. The record is from the annotation of a GenBank genome assembly.
AUGGGCUUCGUGAAGCACUGCGGCAAGCGCUGGAUCAGCUCGGAUGACACCACUGAGUCAACGCAGGACAGCACCCGCGAGGCGCUCGUGGCGGCCUGUAGCAGCUUCAUUCAGCGUGGGGAUGAGGAGAAAACGAUGUGGGAAAACUACCUGAACCAAGAGCUUGGAGGAAUCAUAGGUGAUCCUUUUGCCUUUGACUUGCGAAUCAAAAUCCUGGACAAUGCUGCGCGGAAGGCCUUGAAACGUGCAGCGAGACAGGCCAUGAUGGAUGAGAUGUUGGCCAGAAGCAAGGCCAAGAGGUCCAUGGCCAGCUCGCCUUCGAACCUGGUGGGCGUCUACAAGGAGUUCAUCAGCUCGCCACGCAUCGAUAAUCAGCUCAGUACUUGGGGCGCCAUCCAGGGCAUUUGCGAGUUCGCCAGUGACGACAGCGCUGUCGCCACGGCGAAGGACGUGGCCAUUGCCGUGUCAUUUGAUCACGAAGAGGUGGGCAGUUCCUCUUGGACCGGUGCGGAUGGCGCCACCUUGCCGGUGUGGUUGGAGCGCACCAUGACGGCGUUGCAAGUGCCCGACGCGGCCAAGCCCGAGAUGCUCACACGGAGCUUUCUGAUCUCCGCAGACUGCGCGCACGGGCUGCAUCCAAACUAUGCUGCCAAACAUCAGGCGGAACACCGUCCAUCAUUCCACAAGGGCAUUGUCAUCAAGACCAACGCCAAUCAGAGGUAUGCUACGACUCCGUUGACCGCCGCGCUGUUCCGCGAGGUGUGCAAGCGUUGCGAGGUACCAGUGCAGGACUUUGUGGUGAGGAAUGACAGCCCGUGCGGCAGCACCAUAGGGCCUAUCAUCUCCUCCAGCACUGGCGUCCGAACCAUCGACGUGGGUGCUCCGCAGUGGGCCAUGCAUUCCUGCAGAGAGACCUGCGCCAGCAGUGAUGCCUUGCACAUGUUGAACCUCAGCAAGUCCUUCUACACCCACUUUCGCGACGUGGACAACUCGGCGGCCAAGUUGUGACGAGCCGUGCCAGCGGUGUGCCACGUGCGGUGUGCCACGGAGACCAAGGCUGGAUCCCAAAAUAAAAGCAGGGUUUUACUCAAAAACCAGCAAGGACAGGGGGUUCCUGAAGAUCCUGCAGCACAACUCGACGUGCAAAACAGGGUCUACUCCGCCCACAACUCGGGCGGAGUUACUUUGGCGUUUCGGACCUCAGCAAAAGG